ACCUGUCUGUUUAGUCCCUCCCGACUCGCCGUAGAAGACCUUCAAAACUGCUAUAUAUGUUUGCGAGGGAAUCAGUCGUCUGGCGGCGACUAAAGUUCCAUUUUGUAUUUGAACUCACGUUUCCAAGGACGCGUCCAACUUGAUUUAGCGACCUCUUUACGUCUUUUAUGUCGUAGUCUGUCGCCUUAAAGCUACUUCUGCGCUUCCAGGGGCGGCUAAGCUAGCUAAAACGCAGCAACCACCAACACGAGACGACAGCCGUGUUGUGUGUUUGACGUCACAUGAUUGGUAUUAUUUUUUAUUAUUAGUCAUCGUGUUUAUUGAUUGGCGUCAUUCAUGGCGGCCGCGCAGGGAGAGACGAGGAAGCGGAGCAAGAAGUACUUCGGUUUCGGCGGCUACCCCCACAGCAAACGCUGGAGGGGGUCCAGGGAGCUGGAAGUGGGCAUGCAGGGCAUCCUGAUCACUUGCAACAUGAACCAGAAGAAGUGCACCGCCGAGGCCUUCGACCUGCUCAAUGAGUACGCCGAUCAACUAUAUGGUCCUGAGAAGUUUCAAGAGGACGAGGGCAACUACAGCGAAGGAGAUGUGGACGAUGCGCUGAGGAGGGAAGUGGCGCAGCUGAAAGCCGCCCCGGGGAAACAGUGGCGUUUCCAGGCUCUGGAGAGCGGGGCCAACAACGUCAUCUUCAUCAGAACUCACAAUCUGGAGUCUGACAAGCUGGUUCAUCACAUCCUGUCGGACCUGCACGCCACCAAGAAGAAAAAGACACGCAUCAUCCUUCGAAUGCUGCCGGUGAUGGGGACGUGCAGGGCCUUCCCGGAGGAGAUGCUCAGGUACCUGAGCACCUUCCUGCAACCCUGGUUCAAGAAGCCCAACAGAGCCACCUACCAGGUCGCCUUCAAGGCACGCAACAGCAGCCACAACAAGAGGGAAGACGUCAUCAAAGCCAUUGCAGGCCUGGUGGGGAAGCUGAACUCCAAGAACAGAGUGGACCUGACCAACCCGCAGCUCACCAUCAUCGUGGAGGUCAUCAAGGCGGUGUGCUGCAUCAGCGUGGUCCGAGAAUACACGCGCUACAGGAAGUACAACCUGCAGGAAGUGGUCAAAGACGACACCCCCAAGGCGGAUGACGACGCCCCCAAGGCAGAUGACGCCGCCACGGCGGAUGACGCCGCCACGGCCGAGCCUGACAAGGAAGGUGAGGCAAUGGAAGUAGAAAGGAAGGAUAGCGAUGCAGCAGCAGAAGGCGACAAGGAAAAUGAUGGAGCAGAAGAAAAGAAGGAAAACGAUGGAGUAGCAGAAGAAGAAAAUAAAAAUGAUGCGGUAGUAGAAGAAAAGGAAAACGAUGCAGCAGAAGAAGAAGCAGCAGCAGCAGAAGAAAAAGAAGAAGAAGCAGCAGAAGAAGAAGAAGCAGCAACAGCAGCAGCAGCAGAAGAAGAAGAAGAAGAAGAAGCAGCAGCAGAGGAGGACAAGAAGCCUGGUGAAGAAGACGUGGAUGAAGAAGAUGAGCCACAGGACUGUAAGGAUGUUGAGGGUGAUGGAGAGUGAGCUUGUGUGUCUUUAUAUCACAAGGAAGGCUGCUGCUGUUUUUUAUAGCCACAAGCCGCAAUCAAAUGAGGUUAACAAAAUGUGUUUUUAUUGCUAAUUGUUAAUUUAUGCAGUUUUCAGUCAUCCAGCAGCUUUUUAAAAUGAUCUUCAGUUGUAUUGCUUUGAAUUUAGCAGCUCAUCUUGUGUCACAGUUCUCUAAAGUUCCCCAAUUAAAAGUCGGUCUUUGUG
Doryrhamphus excisus (bluestripe pipefish) is the source of this 1776-nucleotide messenger RNA. NCBI's taxonomy places the organism in Eukaryota, Metazoa, Chordata, Actinopteri, Syngnathiformes, Syngnathidae. The record is from RefSeq and is a predicted model, not a curated record.